Messenger RNA from Nyctereutes procyonoides (raccoon dog), 6603 nucleotides. It is a transcript of the gene PIK3C2G, whose product is annotated as phosphatidylinositol-4-phosphate 3-kinase catalytic subunit type 2 gamma. Gene Ontology annotation, molecular function: phosphatidylinositol binding; 1-phosphatidylinositol-3-kinase activity; 1-phosphatidylinositol-4-phosphate 3-kinase activity. NCBI's taxonomy places the organism in Eukaryota, Metazoa, Chordata, Mammalia, Carnivora, Canidae. The record is from RefSeq and is a predicted model, not a curated record. The transcript is spliced from 35 exons. Gene Ontology annotation, biological process: cell migration; phosphatidylinositol-mediated signaling; phosphatidylinositol-3-phosphate biosynthetic process. Bases 314 to 4777 code for a protein of 1487 amino acids. Gene Ontology annotation, cellular component: cytoplasm; plasma membrane; phosphatidylinositol 3-kinase complex.
AGGAAGAUGAAUGCUUCAGUUCUGAAGAGUCUUAUUUAAAUCAGGAACAGAGAGCCAUGUCCUCUCAAUUAUGCUGUAAUUGCUUCUAAUCUGUAUGUACAGUUCUGCUUCAAAGUCAAGAGCUGCGCCAGUUCAGACUCCCACCAACACUGCAAGAGGAUUUUUUUUUUCUCCACAUCUUCGUCAAUACUUGUUUCUUGCAGUUUUGAGUUUGGCCAUUCUGACUGGAACAAGGAAAAUUCCUAUCCUCUUUUAUAAUAUCAUCAAGUAGAUAUCUGGAGAAGAAUCAAUCCUCUCUUACAUAAAAUAAAAAAUGGCCUAUUGUUGGAAAACAGAUCUAAAUACCAGUGAAUCACAUCAAGAGCAGCAUGAGCACCAAGAAUUUCACUCUGUAAAUCAGUUCCUUUCUCCUAACCAAGUCAGUCUGGGUUUUGAUCAACUAGUAGAUGAGAUUAGUAAUAAAGUUCCACUCUAUCAGACUGACAUUGAAGAAAACACUAUUUUUGUACCUAGUGCACCAACCUGGGAUUCAAGAAGGCAUUCGUUAGAUGAAACACACCAAAUAUCAUUGAAUGAAUUAACUGCUAAAAGCUCAGAACUCUCCUGUCACCAAAUUAGGAAAACACCAGUAAUUGGUUUUAGGAGCUCUGUGCUACAAAAUCCUGAAAACACGAACAAAGGAAGCUCUUGGGGAAACCCUAUAGGAAAAUAUCAAGGUGCUGAUGAUUACAGAUUCAAUAUUUUAGCUUCAUCAUCCACUAGUUUGCAUGAAAUUAAUUCACAGAGAGAAUUAGAAAAUGAAAAUCCUAACUACCACAUAGGAUUUGAAAGUAGCAUCCCUUCUAUGUAUCCAUCUUUCUCAACUGAUUUCAUGCCAAAAGAAGAGAAUGAAAGAAAUAGAAAUAUGAGCACUGUGCAACAUUCCCUGAUGCUUUUUGAAGGUUCUUUUUUACCCAGAGCCAGGGAAAGUACAUGGCCAAAGAAUAUAGAGCUGACAGGUUGUUCUUCUCAGCUAGUUGAAGUACCUCAAGGUACUAAUAAGGAUCUGGCCUCCUUCUGCAAUAAAGUGAAAAAAAUAAGAGAAAUGUAUCAUGCAGCUGACAUUAAUUCUAAUUCAGGGAAGAUCUGGAGCACUACUACAGCAUUUCCCUAUCAGCUUUUUUCUAAUACUAAGUUUAAUAUAAAUAUUUGUAUUGAUAACUCAACGCAACUACUUCAUUUUAUGCCAAAUGCUAAUUACCUUGUCAAAGACCUAAUUGCAGAGAUUCUACAUUUUUGUACAAAUGACCAGUUAUUCCCCAAAGACCAUCUUCUAAGUGUAUGUGGCUAUGAAGAAUUUUUACAGAAUGAUUACUCUUUGGGGAGCCACAAAAUAUUUCAGAAAGAUAAAUCUGUUAUCCAACUUAAUCUUCAGAAAAAUGGGGAAGUGCCAGGAAAAUUAUCCCGAAAGCAUGAAGAUGACCACAGUCAGUUUUAUCUGAAACAACUUCUAGAAUUUAUGCAUAUUUGGAAAGUAUCCAGACAGUGCCUCUCUACAGUAAUAAAAAAAUAUGACUUCCACCUGAAAUGCCUUUUGAAAACCCAGCAACAUGUAGAUAAUAUUAUUGAAGACGUAAAAAAUAUAUGCAGUGUCCUGGGGUGUGUGGAGACCAAACAAAUUACAGAUGCUGUAAAUGAACUAAAUCAAAUUCUUCAGAGAAAAACAGAGAAUUUUCAUCAAAAUUCAGAGACUUCAGCAAAAGGCUUGAUAGAGAGAGUGACAACUGCACUAUCCAGGUCCAUCUACCAGCUUAUCAGUGUCUAUUGCUGCAGCUUUUAUGCAGAUUUCCAGCCUCUAAAUAUGCCCAAUGACAUUUCCUAUGUAAAUCCUGGGCUCCAUUCCCACCUUAGCUUCACAGUGUAUGCAGUUCACAACAUUCCAGAGACUUGGGUGCACAGCUAUAAAGCGUUUUCUUUUUCCUGUUGCCUUACAUAUGCUGGAAAGAAGUUGUGUCAAGUGAGAAGCUACAGAAAUAUUCCAGUCAAGAAGUUGUUUUUUCUCUUGGUCAACUGGAAUGAAACGAUCAACUUUCCUCUUGAAAUAAAGUCACUCCCAAGGGAAUCCAUGCUCACUAUAAGAUUGUUUGGGAUUGUCUGUGCAACCAAUAAUGCCAAUUUACUGGCUUGGACUUGUCUUCCAUUGUUUCCAAAAGACAAAUCCAUUCUUGGGUCUGUGCUAUUCAGCAUGACAUUACAGAAUGAGCCUCCCAUAGAAAUGAUAGUUCCAGGAGUGUGGGAUAUAAGCCAGCCAUCCUCAGUGAUCCUGCAGAUUGAUUUUCCAGCUACUGAGUUGGAGUAUAUGAAAUCUGAUUCUGAAGAAAAUAGAAGUAAUCUUGAAGAACCACCAAAAGAGUGUUUAAAACAUAUUGCCAGACUUUCACAGAAACAGUCUCCCUUACUACUCUCUGAGGAAAAGAAAAGGUACUUAUGGUUUUAUCGCUUCUACUGCAAUAAUGAAAACUGCUCCCUUCCUUUGGUUCUGGGUAGUGCUCCUGGAUGGGAUGAAAGAACUGUUUCAGAAAUACAUACCAUUUUGAGAAGAUGGCAAUUUUCUUGCCCUUUGGAGGCACUUGGACUUCUGACUUCUAGUUUUCCAGAUCAAGAAAUACGUAAAGUGGCAGUUCGACAAUUAGACAACCUCUUGAAUGAUGAACUACUGGAAUAUCUCCCACAACUAGUUCAGGCUGUCAAGUUUGAAUGGAACCUUGAAAGUCCUCUGGUCCAACUCCUAUUGCAUCGUUCAUUGCAAAGCAUCCAGAUUGCCCAUCGUCUUUACUGGCUGCUAAAGGAUGCACAGAAUGAAACUUACUUUAAAAGCUGGUAUCAGAAGCUGUUGGCAGCUCUUCAAUUCUGUUCAGGAAAAGCCUUGAGUGAUGAGUUUUCCAAGGAGAAGAAACUUAUUAAAAUUCUGGGAGACAUCGGGGAAAAAGUCAAGUCUGCCAGUGACCCUCAAAGACAGGAGGUACUGAAGAAAGAGAUUUGCAGACUAGAAGAAUUCUUUCAGUGUAUAAAGACUUGUCACCUUCCUCUGAACCCUGCCCUGUGUAUAAAGGGUAUUGAUCGUGAUGCAUGUUCAUAUUUCACAUCUCAUGCUUUGCCACUGAAGAUUACUUUCAUCAAUGCUAACCCAAUGGGCAAAAACAUCAGCAUCAUUUUUAAGGCUGGAGAUGAUCUUCGUCAGGAUAUGCUUGUUCUGCAGAUUAUUCAAGUGAUGGACAAUAUUUGGCUGCAGGAGGGCCUGGAUAUGCAAAUGAUCAUUUAUAGAUGUCUAUCCACAGGAAAAGGUCAAGGAUUGGUGCAGAUGGUACCCGAUGCCAUAACCCUAGCAAAGAUCCAUCGCCAUUCUGGACUGAUAGGACCGUUGAAAGAAAACACAAUCAAAAAGUGGUUCAGUCAACACAACCAUUUAAAGGCAGAUUAUGAAAAGGCCUUGAGGAACUUCUUCUAUUCCUGUGCUGGCUGGUGUGUGGUAACGUUCAUCCUGGGAGUCUGUGACCGACAUAACGACAAUAUCAUGCUGACAAAGUCAGGCCACAUGUUUCAUAUUGACUUUGGAAAAUUCCUAGGUCAUGCACAAACAUUUGGAGGGAUAAAAAGGGACCGAGCACCUUUUAUUUUUACUUCAGAGAUGGAAUACUUUAUUACAGAGGGUGGGAAAAAUCCACAGCAUUUCCAAGAUUUUGUGGAGCUUUGCUGUCAAGCUUAUAAUAUUGUCAGAAGGCACAGUCGACUGCUCUUGAACCUGUUAGAAAUGAUGCUACAUGCAGGAUUGCCUGAGCUGGGUGGAAUCCAAGACCUGAAAUAUGUGUAUAAUAAUCUUCGUCCACAAGACACAGACCUGGAAGCAACAAGUCACUUUACCAAGAAAAUAAAGGAAAGUCUGGAGUGCUUCCCUGUUAAAUUAAAUAACCUGAUCCAUAUACUUGCACAAAUGACAUCCAUAAAUCCUGCUAAAUCUGCUUCACAGAAUUUUUCCCAGGAAUCCUGUAUGCUGAAUGCAACCAGAUCAAUUCAAAGAGCGACAAUUUUAGGGUUCAGCAAGAAAACUAGUCAUCUGUAUCUAAUCCAGGUGACACACAGUAACAAUGAAACAAGCUUGACAGAAAAAUCAUUUGACCAGUUUUCCAAACUUCACAGCGAACUUCAGAAGCAGUUUGCAUCACUGACUCUCCCAGAGUUUCCUCAUUGGUGGCACUUACCUUUUACAAAUUCAAACCACAAAAGAUUCAGAGAUCUAAAUCAUUACAUGGAACAGAUAUUAAAUGGAUCAUAUGAAGUUGCAAACAGUGAUUGUGUGCUUAGUUUUUUCCUCUCUGAGCCUGUGCAACAAACAAUUGAAGAAUCAUCUCUUCUGGACCUAGCAGGUGAGAAGUUUCCUGACAAGAUGCCUAAGGUGCAGUUAGUGAUAUCACAUGAGGAUGCGAAGCUGACCAUACUAGUGAAACACAUGAAAAACAUUCAUCUCCCAGAUGGCUCUGCGCCCAGUGCACAUGUUGAAUUUUAUCUUUUACCAUAUCCCAGUGAAGUUCGUAGGAGGAAAACAAAAUCUGUUCCAAAAUGUACCGACCCCACUUAUAAUGAAAUUGUGGUGUAUAAUGAAGUCACAGAGCUCCGAGGACAUGUCUUAAUGCUUAUCGUGAAGAGCAAAACUGUAUUUGUGGGAGCAAUUAACAUCCAACUUUAUAGUGUCCCUCUCAAUGAAGAAAAAUGGUACCCACUAGGAAACUGUAUAAUUUGACCAUUUCUAUCAACCAAUGCAUUAUUCAAUAGCUACUUAUAUCUUUUUCCAUUCCUGGGCCUCUCUAUCACAAAAGCAGGACAUUUUUGUUGUCAAAGAUAGCUUAGUGUACCAAGGACACAACAUAAAGAUAUAAAAACUAGUCUUUAUAGUUAUAUAUUCUCUACUUGUGUUUCAUUCUUUUCUUAGAAUCUUAUCUUCUUAAUAAAAUGUCAAUUUAUUGUGUAAAAUUCAAUAUAUAAAAUAAUACCAAAACAUUUCAUUUUAAUUUAUCUUUUAAUUCAAAUAUGUGUUCACAUUUUUUAAUUGUGUACCUACAGUUAAAGGCAACACUAUUACUGUAGUUUCCAAUACAGUAAUAAAUAAGACUCAGCAAUUAAUUCAAGACCUAGCUAUAUCUCUAACAAAUUUUUAAGCUUGAAUUAAAUAUAUAUACCUACAUUCUGACUUAUAAUCCUAUUUAUUGAGGAAAUUAAUAAGCCCAGGUUUUCUAUCAGAAAAACAAAGGAUAAAUGCCUGAAAUUCUUAAACCCAAUUUUUGGAAGAAACUUCUUUGCAGUUUCUUUUCAAUGUCAAUCAAUUAAUCAUCACUAGAUUUCACCCAGCUAUAGGCAUGAUCACAUUUUAAAUUUCAUUACCCCUUAACUCCAAAAUGUCAAACUCUGAAACUCUCCCCUCUGAUCAAAUCCUCUUCUCUUUGCACAUCAAGAAUUUCCCUUAAUUCUGAAGCUACUUCCAUAUCCAUCAUGACCUGAGUAGACAAUACUUCAUAUUUCCACCUGAAAAAUAAGUACAACUCACAGCAUUAUGCCACAUUCUUUAAGAGAAUCAAAUAGGAGUUCUCUUUUAGUGUCUGCCAUUUAAGUGACUAAAAAAAAAAAAGUUUAACUUUUGCUUUUUUUAAUGCUUCACUGUGAAUAAAUUAAAAAGUAACUUAAGCUCUUAUAUAUGAUCAUCUACAUAACCAUAUAACAUGUAAAGGUCUCUAAAUCUAUUCAUUGAAAAUAUUUGAGUACCAGCCUACAAGAGGCAGAAAGGCAGAGCAGACAACUGCCCUGAAAGGAAAAGUGAUUCAGACACAACAGCAGGGCAUAAGCAACACACACAGGAUACCCUACUGAAGUGCCAGGUUCUGGUGAACAGGAGACACUGCACUGCAAGGCACUUCAGGACCUCUUCACCAUGAAGUCACUACUUUCAAAAGCAGAAGAUAUUGCUGACUUUCUUAAAGUAGAGAAACAGAGAUGUGGGCAAAAUGAGGAGACCGAGAAAUUUAUCCAAAAUGAAAGGAUAAUACAAGCCAUAGCCAGACCUAAGCAAAAACAGAUAGAAGUAACGGCUGAUAGAGAAUUUAAAGCAAUGAUUAAAAGGAUAUUCACUGAACCUGAGAAAAGAAUGGAAGAAAUGAAUAAGACUCUUAACACAGAGAUAAGGAAUAACAUAGUAGAGAUAAAGGGCUCAAUAAAACGAAAUGAGAAAUGCACUUGAUGGAAUGAACAGCAGGAGGGAAGAAGCAAAGUAGCAAAUUAGUGACCUGGAAGACAGAAAUGAAAAGCAAUGAAGUUGAACAAAAAAAAGAAAACAGAAUUAUGCAAAUGAGAAUAAGCUUAGGGAUCACAGUGACUCCAUCAAAUGUAAUAAUAUUCAUAUUAUAGGAAUCUCAGAAGAAGAGAGAGAAAAGGGAGCAGAAAUUUUAUUUGAAUAAAUAAUAGCUUAAAAUUUCCCAAACCUGGAGAAGGAAACAGAUAUCCAGAUCAUGGAGGCACAGAGAACGCCCAUCAAAAUCAACAAAAGCAGACCAAGACAUAGUUGUAAUUAAAUUGGCA